AUGUAUGCCUGCGUGUUUCUGUGCUUCUGGGGAAACAUGUCUCACUCGUGGGCUUUAUUAGGUCACCUGCACCUCACUCACACUCCAGUCCACUACUCCACGUCGUGCUUGCUGCUCCAGUCCACCCUAAGCUGCGAGGAGUGCGCCGCCGCCGCCGCCGCCGCCUUCAUCGCUCGCAGCCGGCUCCGUCGCUCGCAGCCGGCGGGGCCGCUGGACGACGGCAACCUGCUCGCCGAGAUCCUCCUCCGCCUUCCCCCGCAGCCCUCAUCCCUGCCCCGCGCAUCCCUCGUCUGCCACCGCUGGCGCCACCUCGUCUCCGACAACGGCUUCCUCCGCCGCUUCCGCCUCCACCACCGACGCAACCCUCCCCUCCUCGGCUGCUUCAGUGAACGCCGCCUAGAGUUAUCUUUCAUGCCUAUGCUUGAGGCCCCCAAUCGCAUCCCCGCCGGGCGCUUCUCCUUGCAGCUCGACGACAUCAGACUAGCACCUGCCGCACAAGGGGGCGGAUUAGUUAUGCCUGACAAAGGUUUCAGCGUCCUCGGAUGUCGCCAUGGCCUGGUCCUAAUCUCCAUUCCAUCGUGGAAUCAGGUCCUGAUCUGGGACCCUGUCACCGGCGACCAGCACCGGAUUGCCCUUCCCCUGGGGUUCGAUGCAAAGAAAACCUAUAUCACCGGGGCGGUGCUCCGGUCCGCUGCCGGAGACGCCCACCACUUCCAGGUAGUCGUGGUAUGCAACGACAUUCAACAUACACGAGUGGUUGCCUGUGUCUACUCGUCGGAGACAGAUGAAUGGGGUAAUUCUAUCUCCAUACUGAUUCCUUUCUAUGUUACGGGAAGGCCUACUGUGCUGGUUGGGGAUUCCCUUUACUGGCUACUUGCUGUGGGUGGAAUUCUUGAGAUUGAUUUGAAGAGGCAGAGUCUAGCUGUGAUACAAUGGCCGAUGGAUAAGGGUACAUUCUCGCUGAUGCGGGCAGAGGGCGGUGGCCUUGGUCUCUUCUUUCUAUCGGACCUUGGCGCCCAAUUAUGGAAGAGAAAGACUGACUGUGGUGGUGUUGCUUCAUGGGAGCUGGGAAAAACUUUGGAACUGAACGAGUUAAAGACUCGGUCUGGGUUAAACUCCUUGACGAUAGUAGGGUUUGCUGAGGACAAUAAUGUGGUGUUCCUGUCGAGAGGUUCAACCUUUUUCAUGGUUCAGCUUGAGCCAUUGGAGCUCAAGGAACUUUCUGAGGUCGACAAUUGGUGUUUCUAUUAUGCAUUCGAAUCUGUCUAUACUGCAGGCAUGGGCAUUUGCGGUGGACAUGGUGGAGCUGAACAUCUGCACAACGCAUAAGAUCAUUUGUCUGGAUAGACGUGCUAUCAUGAUGGACGGAGUGAGCAGGUAUCAAGACUUCAAGAGGUACCUUUUGGUGGCUGAGAUGUGGAGAUGGCUUGUUUGAUGUAGGUUCUACGGCUGCUCGUGAUGUGUCAUCCACAAGGAAUAUUUACCCUCUGGUGAAAUGUGAGGCGAACUCGUAUAGUAGGAAGUAACAUGUCCUGGCCAGUGCCCAACCGUGAAGUGUGAAUUAAUCUCUCAAGCUGUGAACUUCCGUCUCUUAUUUGAUUUAUGUAAGAAACCAUUCCAACUGCCGUCAAGACAGAUUUAACCUGCUUGGAUUAAUCCAUUGCCUUCGAAGCAAGCAUUCUGAUCUUGCAUUGCAUGCAUUC
Triticum dicoccoides is the source of this 1703-nucleotide messenger RNA. RefSeq lists its product as uncharacterized. The coding region runs from base 1 to 1329 and encodes 442 amino acids. Gene Ontology annotation, molecular function: protein binding. The transcript has 4 exons. The record is from RefSeq and is a predicted model, not a curated record. NCBI's taxonomy places the organism in Eukaryota, Viridiplantae, Streptophyta, Magnoliopsida, Poales, Poaceae.